Molecule: messenger RNA, 1966 nt
Organism: Megalops cyprinoides (Indo-Pacific tarpon)
Lineage: Eukaryota; Metazoa; Chordata; Actinopteri; Elopiformes; Megalopidae
Product: telethonin-like
Exons: 2
Coding region: 191-730 (179 amino acids)
Biological process (GO): skeletal muscle myosin thick filament assembly; skeletal muscle thin filament assembly; cardiac muscle tissue morphogenesis
Cellular component (GO): Z disc
Molecular function (GO): titin binding; structural constituent of muscle; protein-macromolecule adaptor activity
Source: RefSeq, a predicted model, not a curated record
UAACCCAGGAUCACAUGCCUGCCGCAGUAGACACAACCUGCAAACCAGACGCACAGGGGACAAACCUGUGAGACAUCGCGCCCAGAUAGACAGACAGACAGACACACAAAAAGACAGACUCCUGAGGAGAAGGUUCAGACAAAGCCUCCAGAAGCUACCAGACUUCCUCCAGACAGACGGAACAGACAGUAUGCAGGGCUGCACAGUGCUGGUGAAGCGGGCAGGCAGCGUGGCGGGGGCAGAGCUGGGCUGCAGCGUGCGGGAGGAGAACCGCACACAGAGGGAGAGCUACAGCGCAGACUGGCACAGCGUGCGCCUCAACACCCAGCCUCAGGACAGGCAGACAGUGAAUGAGGCAGACGAUUCCCGCCGCGAGUCCUUCUCCAGGCAGUGGGAGGCGAGGCGGCUGGUGCAGGCCUGUCCCUCGGGGGUGAUUCGGCUGGGCACCCUGGAGCGGGGGGUGAGGGAGCACCAGCAGCUGCCCUACAGAAACACCCUGCCCUUGCCCAUCUUCACACCAGCAGAGCUGGGUGUCAGGCUGGGCCGCGGUGCCCCUCACACCCAGGAGGACUUCCGGCCAUUCUCCAUCCCAGACGGCGCCUGCCCUGCCAAGAGAAAUGUGGGUGACAUCACAAAGGACCUGCCCCCGGUCAAACCAAUCAGGAUGGAAUUUGCCAAAGCGCCCAGGUCCCUGGGCCGCUCUAUGUCACAGGAGGCCCAGAGAGGGUGAAAGAGGAAGAGGAGGAGGAAGAGAGGGAGGGAGAGAGGGAGAAAGGGAGGGAGAGAUGAAAGGAGAGAGAAAUGGGCUGCCACAGAGAGAAAAGAGAGGGUAACAGGGGAAGUGAGGUGUCAGAGGGGCGGUGGAUGAUGUCUAGAAUCGAUUAGAGGAAAAGGAAGGACAUCUGAAAAGUGCAUCAGACUGGAAGUUGUGAUACUUGUAUAUAGUUAUGUUGCAUUCAUUUGGGCAUUGAUUUGUUGCUUUUAAUCUUCCUUAUCAUCAUUUGGUGCCAGCUGUGUACCAGUGUCAAAGUGCCUGAGAACACACUGCACAACCAGAUGAUAACAAGCAGGCUGAUAGAAACAAAGCAAAGGUUUUGUAGCAGACAAUGCAGGCAUAUGUCCCAUCGGGGCAGAAUGAUAGAUGUGUGGGGUCUACUGCUGCAGCUGUACAGUGAUCUAGAGACAAUGCAGGCCUCAGACUGGGAUUACGCACAGUCUGAUAUUUGCUUAGAUUGCUGUGUGAAUCAGGGUCAGUCUGGGGCCACUGCCUUGUCAGACACCGGCAGUGAACUGUAGGAACAAUCUUUUGAUUUAUGUAUACCUCAGAUGUCAGUUUUGGAAAGAAAGAUGGCUGGAUUCCAGAUCUGAUUUGACAGAUGAGAGAGGAUGGGAGCCCUGCUGGAGCUUAAAUGAAGUGAUAUCACAGUGUUUUGUAGGGAUUGAGGGCUUAGCAUAACUUGGAAUUUAGACGGCUCAAGAAAGGGAGGCCAAAAUAGAACUGUGAUAGCCAGUGUUGCUGGGCCUUUGGCCCUUGGUGCCUGGACAAGUCCUUGGAAAGUCCUUCAUAUUAAUACUGCAGGAAUGUGAUGCACAGUCCUGUGUGUGCCAUUUAAAACUGUGGAGGGGAGGUGAGCAGCCUUAAGGAAUGAAUUGAGGGCAACUGGCCCGAGUCCUAGGUUUAACUUCUACUGCUGCACUGCACUUUUGAAUCAGGUUGUGUAAUAUGCCUGGAAAACCUGCCACUUUAGUAUUGUAUUGACAAUGUAAUGAUUCAUACACAGACACAGACUCUAAUUUAAUGAAGGCAAUUAUUUAAAUGUGGACUUAAUCUCUUGCAGAAUUAAUGAAAGAACUAGCGAUGCGGCUAUGAAGAUGUACUUUUCAUCCACUGUAUACUAGAGAUGUGCUGUAAUGGAUAGUGAUAUAUUUAUUUUUCUACAAUAAAUUGCGCCUGCACACAAAUGAA